Messenger RNA from Closterium sp. Naga37s-1, 2481 nucleotides. NCBI's taxonomy places the organism in Eukaryota, Viridiplantae, Streptophyta, Zygnematophyceae, Desmidiales, Closteriaceae. The record is from the annotation of a GenBank genome assembly.
AUGCUUUUCAGAGCACCCGCCCGCCUUGCCUCCCUUGCCUCCGUCGCUUCCAUCGCGUUUCCUCCUCUUCUUCCCGCCUCUACUCCUCACCUCCUGACCAGAUCGGCGCCUCUCCGAGCCUUCUCCCUUGCCCCACUCGCGCCGCUUGCCCCGCUUGCCCCACACACGCCGCCGCACGUCACGCCGCCAUCUCCCUGCCCCUCGCGCCUGCCGCACCGCGCAAUGGCCACGUCAUCCGCCGCCGAGAUCCCAGCGACGCAGCGCGCAGCUACAGUGCUCGCAUUCGAGGGGCCAACUCGCCUCACAGACAACCUGCGGCUCGUAGCAGACAAGCCCGUUCCUAGCCCCGGCCCAAACCAGGUUCUGGUUCGGAUGCAGCUUCGGCCCGUGAAUCCCGCGGACGGCUUCUGCGCCAUGGGCUACUAUCCGGGAUUCGCGCCGGCAAGCGCGCUUCCCGCAACGCUCGGGCUUGAGGGCAUGGGAGUCGUGGCGGCGCUGGGGGAAGCCGUAGCGCAAUCGGCGCCGGAUCUGGCGGUGGGGCGGCGCGUGGUGCCGCUGCUGGCGCUGGGCGCGCUGGAGGCGGGCAGCGGCGCGUGGCAGGAAUACAUGGCGGUGGACGCGGCGCAUGUGGCGGCGGUGCCCGCGGGGGUGCGCGACGAGGACGCGGCGCAACUGGCGGUGAAUCCGCUGACGGUGCUGGGCAUGCUGAACCAACUGAACGUUCCCAAGGGCGAGUACCUGGUGCAGACACAGGCGGGGUCGACGCUGGGGCGCAUGCUCAUCCAGGUGGCGCGCGCACGCGGCAUUAAGACAAUCAACGUCGUGCGCCGCGCCGCUCAGGCCGCCGAGCUCAAGGCGCUGGGCGGCGACGAGGUCAUUUGCUCCUCGGACGAGAGUGUGCCGGAGAGGGUGCGAGCCAUAACGGGCGGCAGAAUGGCGCAUGCAGCGGUGGAGAGCGUGGCGGGCGACCUCACGGGUGCAGUGCUCUCCUCUGUGCGUCCGGGCGGCACCGUGCUGCUCUUUGGAGGCGCCUCCGGAGCCACCUUCUCCGCCUCCAUUGGAGACUUCAUCUUCAGGGAUGUGACGCUCAAGGGCUUCUGGGUGGGGCCCUACUUGAAGGCGCUGGGCCACGAGCAGCGCCAGACUGUGGUGAAGGAGGCGUUUGAUCUGAUCGCCAAUGGCACCGUCACCCCCUUUACGGGUGACAAAAUGGACCUCUCAGAGUUUGCCGCUGCGCUCAAGAACCAGAUGGCGGAGAAUCGCCAAGGGAAGAUUCUUCUCUCUGUCGAUUUUUUAGUCGACUUAAAAAUCGACUUACUACACGUUUUCUCCGCUCUUGCACGUGAACUCAUUCUGCAUGCGCCAUCUCGUGCCUUCCCUUACUCCUGCUCCCGCGCCACUGCUCCGCUCCGCACCUCCUUCCUCCGCCCCUCCCGGUCUCCCGUUCCGUCCCCGGCAUUCCCGUUUUCCUCCCCCAAAACCCCCUCGUCCCGCCUCCUUCCCCUCCUCGACACACACCUUUUCCCCUGCUCCCCCCGUCCCUCGCCCCCUUCUCAUAGAGCUACUGCACAUGCGCAACGCGCUGCCGUAAUCGGUGGUGGUGCCGCGAGUGGACGAGCUGUUGUCGGCGCUGGGCAACUGCGUGAGCCGCAUGUGAUCUGCGUGGCACGCGUGGGAGCAGUGAUGAGCAUCAUUCAGUGGGUGAUCUCAUUUCCCUUUGCCCCGUGUGCUCCGUGUGCCUCCCCUCAUGCUGCUCUCCCUCGCCGCCACCAGGAGACGGAGGAGCUGACAGCGGACGUGCUGGGUGGAGGUGUUCCAGUAGAGAAUCGCCUCGUGCUCUCUUCCUCUGCCCCGUGUGUUUCCUGUGCCGCGUGUGCUUGCUGUGCCCUGUAUGUUCCGUGUGCCUCGGUGUGGCAGGAGACGGAGGAGCGGAUAGCGGACGUGUUGGGGUUGGAGGUGUUCCGGCAGACCAUCACCGGCAACAUCCUCAUGGGCAGCUACAGCUACAGCGUCUUCACCAACCGUGGCGGCCUGAUCACUUGCACUCCCGCUGCUGUCCCAUCGAUGUCAAGCACUGCAGUGCAGAGCCUCUCACUCGUUCCUGUGCUCACUUGCUAUUUCAUUGUUGGAGUGGCUCGCAUGUUGCAUGGUCGCCCUCUGCUCAUGCGUACAACCACCCAUGUGUGUGACCACUCGCCAUGCCACCAGAUCCACCUGCAAGAGGCGCCUCAGAAGUCCUCAGUGGAGGAUCUGGACAAGCUGUCAUUAUUGCUACAAGUGCCCCUGGUGGCCGGCACAGUGAACCGCGGCAGUGAGGUGGUGGGGGCGGGGCCUGUGGCGAAUGACUGUGUGGCAUUUGCAGGGUUUGACACGACGGCCACAGAGCUGUAUGUGAUUGACAGCGUGUUCAAGCUGAGAGAGAACGUGGCUCCCACUGUGGUGCAUGAAAUGUGUGCCCCGCUCAUUUACACUCUUGUAUGA